Molecule: messenger RNA, 1008 nt
Organism: Salvia hispanica
Lineage: Eukaryota; Viridiplantae; Streptophyta; Magnoliopsida; Lamiales; Lamiaceae
Source: RefSeq, a predicted model, not a curated record
AUGUGCUCGUUGAAACAAAUGAAGCGAUCUUCCACGGCCAUGGAAGAUUGGAGAGAGGAAGCGAUCCGCCGCGGAUCCUUGAAACACGUGGAUCUCACCACCGGAUCCAACGGCUGGGCGGCGCCUCCUGGCGACAAUUUCUCCGUCCGAGGAGCUAAUUACCCUACCAAAAAGAGCAAAUCUCCCGCCGGCGAUUACCUCCUCGAUCCCGCCGGCGUCGACUGGAUCCGAUCCAACGGCAGGCUCGACCACCUCCUCGCGCGCCGCGACAACCGCGUGAUGAGCGCGAUCCGCCGCGGAUCGGGAUCGGAGCAAUCAGCGCCGUUCGUGAUCGCGGUGAAUCUCCAGAUCCCCGGCCGCGAGCAUCACUCCGUGGUUUUCUAUUUCUCGAGCAAGGAAGGGGAAGGGGAAGGGGAAUCGAUCGGAUCGAAUCCGCUGCUCUCCGAUUUCGUAAACGGAUCGGACGAGUAUCGCGACGGCCGAUUCAAAAUCGUGAAUAAGAUCGUGAAAGGACCGAGGAUUCUGAAGGCGGCGGUGGGGAGGUACUCGGCGUGCCUCCUCGGGAAGGCGGUGGGGUGCAGCUACCACCGCGGGGCGGAUUAUCUGGAGAUCGACGUCGACAUCGGCAGCUCCUCCGUCGCGGCGACGAUUCUGAAGCUGGCGCUGGGGUGCGUGAAGGCGGUGACGGUGGAUUUGGGGUUUUUGGUGGAGGGGAAGACGGAGGAGGAGCUGCCGGAGAAGCUGUUUGGUGCGGUGAGGAUUUGCCAGAUGGAGAUGAGCUCGGCGAUGUUCGUAGACGCCGCCGCCGUCAGUAAUAAGGUAUUUCCUGUCGAUUGUGAUGAAAGUUAGAGAUGUAUAUAUAGAAUUAAUUUUGGUGGUUUUGUUUUUGUUUUUGUUUUCCCCAAUUUUGAGGUGAUUAAGUUUCUUCAUAUUUCUUACUGAUGAUUUUUUGUUCCAUCUGCAAUGAUAAUUAGUGAAUCUUAAUAGUAGUAUAUUUUUGUCUCUGAA